Messenger RNA from Pelagomonas calceolata, 791 nucleotides. Lineage: Eukaryota; Pelagophyceae; Pelagomonadales; Pelagomonadaceae. The record is from the annotation of a GenBank genome assembly.
AUGCAGUCGAUCCUCCUCGCCUUAGCUUUAUCUGCUGCCCCUGCGGUCGCCUUUGCGCCGAGCGCCCAGCCGCGGGCGUCCGUCGUGCGCUUCAUGGACGAGGACGCGCUGAAGAACAAGAUUCUCAACGCGGGCCCGGCCGAGUUCAACAAGAUCGGCGGCGUCGAGGUCGCGACCGAGAUGCCCGACGACAUAAAGUUCGAGGUGCCGAUUCCGGCCAAGGUCAUGGGCCGCUGGGACGGCGAGUGCGCCAUCACCGUCUCCGAGGGCGAGAUGAAGGCCGGCUCCGGCAACUCGGCCACCGUCAACGUCGUGCCGGACAGCAUGGGCUACGAGGACUACUACGCGGGCUUCGAGGACGCGCCCGAGUGGGUCACGGUCGAGCCGGCCAUCGGCAAGUUGGACAGAAGGGGCGGCGCGGAGACGACGCUGACCGUGACGGCCUGCCCGCCGCCGGGCACGUCGUUCUCGGGCGAGCUCGGCCUCGUCUGCGUGCUGCCGGACGACAUCGACAAGGCAUGUUGCCGGUGUCCUCAAUCGAUGCGCGGCCGACACUCACUCGUCGGUUACCACACAGGCCUUCAAGGUCACGCUGACCGUCGGCGACGGCGUCGCGACGAGCGACUUCGACGCGGGCUCGGACGCGGACAUGGGCUAGGCGCGUCGUAAGAUUCACAUUGUUAUUAGUCUUGGUGUGCGGCCGCCGGAACGGGACUCGGAGCCGCGGGUGAGUGUCGCCGCGACGGCGUGCUGUCCCAGCAGCACGCCGUCGCCGCGACCCAUGAAGGUCU